AUGGCCUUAGAUGAGCCAUCGACUUCCUUUUUGACAAAUUCGGUUACACAUUGUCAGGUUGAUCCUGAAAAUUCCCUGAACGAGGCAGAAUCUAAAGGAUAUCGGCGUUGUCAAUACGUUUCUAACCUUCUCCUUCAGUGUCGGAAUAAUGUCAGGGGCGAAGAUACAGCUGCAAACUCUUCCCAAAAGCCAGAAUUUAUUGAUGAGUUGAGUAAUUUUUGUGAUAAGGUGAGUUUUUUCCAUCCGUUUUAUAUAAUCUGUUGUUUAUUUCAGCAUUUGUCUCAUAUAAACGCUAUUCGAGCAUAUGCGCGGAAGACCAGAGCUGCAAUUGACCCCGGGUUUAAAUUAAAUACCAAAGAGUAUGUUGUUUUUUUUAUGAGGUUUAAUGUUUAGACGAUGAAUAUGUCUUGUUGUUUUCAGUGAUGAUAAGGAGGCAGUGGAAGACGAUUCAAGGAUCGAAGGACUUCACGUUUAUGAUCCCUGUUGUUCUGAGAGCUACAUCAAUUCCGCGGACAAUCCAUUGAGGGGGGCUACGUAUAUGACUGACAAGGAGAUCGCUCGACAGUACGAUGCAGCAUUAGGCCGAACAUUGGAACGACUAAGAUGUAUGCGGGAAUUGGUUAUGGACAGGUUUAAAGAGCAUCUGAAGAUGAGGCCAGAAUGUAAAAAAGAGCAGAGGAGAUGUUAGUUUAUUUUCUUUUCGUUUAUUCUUAUGUUUAGACAAGCUUGUUGUAAGGAAUCCAAAAGAACGGAUAAUGUUGGACAGAUUGAGAGAUGACAAACGAUAUGGGGUGCCAGGUCCGCUGGUAUUACCAUAUAUUGAGAAGGCUGAGAGAAAACAUGUGUACGAAAAGAACGGAAUUAAGGUUCCUCCAAGUAUGUGGCUGACAGACUCGGGACGGAGCGAUCCGACCUUCCGAUGUGAUUAUGUGGAGAGAACCGAGAUUUUUCCCGAUGUUAAUGCUCAAUACCGAUCCCCGUUGUUAUAUAAUGCUUCAUCCGAAGAUACCGUUCUCUCCGUUGUCAACUCUAUAGUCGACUACGUUGAACGACGGAAUGGAGGGGUUCGAGAAAAGAAAUGUGGUAGAUUCAGGGUACCGAUGACUGAUUUUUGCACCAAGCGUAAGUUUUCCUUUUCUUGAUAAUUGGGUUGAAAUAUUUAAUACGUUGGCAUUUUUAGAUAUACAAAACGACGCUGCUCAGAAGUUAUUUGUUCGAUGCAAGCAAUGUAGCAAUUACUGUCUUCCGCUGGAGAGUUUAUGCAAGAUUCAUUCCGCCCAGAAGAGGCCGGCAAUAGUACCCAUGCCUUCAGUGAUCCAUUCAGCCCCUACGGCACCGGUGAACGGAGGUCAGAUUUCAGUUGCACCUCCUCCAAAAGUACAAAAAAUUGUGAAUGGGUGGCGGACAGUGCCUCAGGCGAUGGAAUGCUCUCCAAUCUCGACCAAAAGUGAUUACACUUUAUCCCCCGUGCCGAAAACUGAGAUAUCAAGAUCAGAAGACAAUAACCUGAAAGCCGAAGAAAGUCAUGAUCUCAACUUGAAGUUCCCCGAUUCAUCUAUGGUUCAGGUAACUACAAGAAAGGCGGUUCCUUUACCUGGCCGGAGAAUGCUGAAGACUCCGACAUUGUUGCCUGAGGAGAUGUAUAACGUGGAACAGAAGAAAUUGAAGUUAACUGAGAAUGCGCCUGUUAUUGACGGAGAUUUGCCUUUUGAGGAGCUCGAGCAGCAAGUGAGGACGUCCACCGAAGAUAAACGGGUCAAUCACGGAGGUAACGUAAUCACCAAUGGGCCAGUAGCGAUCAUUCAAAACAGUCGGAUAGUUGACAAGUAAGCGCAUGUCGAUUGUUUUUUGGGCGGUUGAUGAUUCACGUCAUGUGACUUUCAGUUUUUUCCAGUUUGUUAUUUCAUGUGAGAGUACAUUUUUUUAGCAGGGGUAUUCCCCGAAAUCGGAGUACGGUUCCAUCCACAAUCCAAACCGGGAAUCCCACCGUUCGAUCGCAGUCAUUCCAUGUCCAACAUUCUGCCAUCGAUCUUAUGGCGACAUGCGCUCGAACUCGACCUUUUAUGUCAUCAGAUGACGCCCGGGCCCUAUGUCGUCAAAGUAGUGAGGAAGCCCAGAACAUACAACAACGACGACCUAUAACUCGCGGGGGCCGAAGAAACGUGAUGGUCCGCCCUCCCAUGCCCCUAAACAGACCACGAACUCUACAAUACGCUCAUCCGGUGAUGCCUUCGAUUAACCCCUCGUACUGUAUCCAGAACCCCACGGUCAGCAACAUCGUCCGACAUUCCAAUCCUCUGGCAAUGUCCGGCAACGGAGUGCGAGCGAAGGCCCCCAUUUCGUACGUUAAGAAUGGAAGUAAAAACGUCGCUGUACACGCGAUGACUCGUUGAUAUCUGUUUUUAUUCUUAUUCAUCUCAUUUAUAUAAUGUUUCAAUUGUUUUCUUAUAAUAAAUUCUCAUUGUAUGGUAUUCAUGGUUGCACCCAGGCCGAUGUUUCCAGGAUCGGUCCGGGUAAAAUAUCCUGUCUAAUUUAUUGAGUUUGGAAAUUUUCAUUCUGUGAAAAAAGUCCUAUCCGGGUCUUUUCGGAUGCCAAGAAACUCUUAAUUCUGUUUUGAUUUUUCUGGGGGAAGAUCAGGUAUUUUUUCGUUUUCUUACUUGUUAAUGUCAUGUUGCAAUAUUUUGGAGUGAUUUUUUUCUCGAAUUUAGUUCUGGGAAAUUCCGAAUUUUAUUUAAAACCUUGCCGGGUCUGAAAAUGAAAGCCUGGGGCUCGCAGCAAAAUUAGUCGGCCCGGGCCGUUUGCAAAGCCCGGCCUAGAGCCAUGCCUACUGUAUGGCUGUUUUUUUUUAUUGAUGACACGCCUGAGGGCUUAAGCACCAUUCAAGGAAAUGUUUUAAUCUCGGCGCAAAGAGGAGCGGGCACUUGGCCAUCUCUUAUUUGUUGUCUUCCCGGAGAAUGACUAUUCCGUUUUUAUUUGUUCUCGUUCAAUUUGGGAUUGUAUUUUGCAGCCAUUUCAAGGCCUUUGUGGAUCCUUUGCACAAAGAAUUUGGGCUGAUCAAUCACGAGGAGAAGAGUUGUUUGGUGCUCAAAUUCCAACUAAAGUUGUAUAAUUUGAAUUUGAAUGGAACAGACAUCGCAACGGAGACGGUUGACUUGAGUUCCAAUGAAUUCAAACUCUCGGGCUACUGUGCACUACAUAAUGAAGUCAGAAAAUCUUCGGAAUUGAUUGCAAAGUGGAGUUCUGGAGAGAGAAGAAAACAAAUAAGACUUGUCUUCAAGGAAGCCUUCGUCAGAGUGCUUGGGCAGCCAGUGGAUCAACUCAGAUGGCAGUUAAAAGAGGUCAUUUACACAGAGAAAUUCAAGAGUAGGUUGAGCAUAAAGGCCCGUAACAUUUUAGGUCGUUCCAUUGAGUUUCGAUCUCCUAAUGACACAAUAGUGAUCAGUGCUCCUAUCAGACAAAAGUUCGUAUGCAAUGACCGGCUGAAUGUGACCUUAAUCCAUGAAAAAUACAAGAAUAUUAUUGUUGAAUUCCUUCCUGAAAUUGAUAUGCAGCCCGUGAAUACUGGAUCUAAUUUUGGGAGUAAUAGUAAGAAAGGGUUUACUAUUAACAAUUGCUUAUACUUUUUACAAGGAGAGUGCUUGUAUGGCGACUCCUACUUUUAGACGGAACGCAUCUCAAAGAAUACGUAAAAUUAUGCUGUUUAAGAACAUCAGCUUAAUCGAAGGUUUUAAGCCUUCAAUGCCUGCGACUUUUGUAAGGAAAUUUAGCCAGUUUUUUGGUAUUUUCGACCUUGAAACCCCAAAUCGGGCUAUUUUUUACAUACUUGAUCAGCACAAUUUUUCGGAUUUUUUUGAGAUAUGUUUCGUCUAAACGUAGGAGCCCCCAUAAAAAAGUACUUUCCUUGUUUAAAAAAAAAUUAUUCUUUUCAGUAUAUCUGUGCGAGAGAACCCGAAAAAGAACCUUAAGUGAAUCUUUCCAAAGCAUGAUGACCGUCUUCUCAGGUAUUGUCUUGGGCCUGAGCUCAGUUGGAACAUUAAGUGGCUACAGCGUUUGGCGACAACUAUUACCAUCUCGUCGAACUUUAUAUAACGACAUUUAA
This is a messenger RNA of Bursaphelenchus xylophilus (pine wood nematode), 4099 nucleotides long. Lineage: Eukaryota; Metazoa; Nematoda; Chromadorea; Rhabditida; Aphelenchoididae. The record is from the annotation of a GenBank genome assembly.